Molecule: messenger RNA, 4921 nt
Organism: Arabidopsis arenosa
Lineage: Eukaryota; Viridiplantae; Streptophyta; Magnoliopsida; Brassicales; Brassicaceae
Source: the annotation of a GenBank genome assembly
UCUGAUAAAGUGAUGCAGAUCUGAAAAAUGUUUCCUUGCGUAUAUGAUGGAAUUUGAGACCUGCUGGCUUUUGAUUCUGGGUUUUGGUUCGAGGUGGCUUUCAUGGAAAAUAGACUAGUUAACUCUAAUGGAGUGGGAAUUUCGAAGAAAUCAAGGUCUUUAGAUCUUAAGACGCUCUAUAAGUCUAGCAUUUCCAAGGAUUCAGUGAAUAAGAGCUUUAAAAGAAAAAUUAGGUCUGGGGAUGAUGGUGAUCAGUUGAAGCAGGACAAGAAGAGCAGGAAAGUUGUUUCUUUAAGUAGCUUUAAGAAACUCGGUAGCGAGAACGAGAAAAUUCUGGAUAAGGCAUGCAAUGGCACCACCAGAUUGCACAAUUUGGAGGACUCCAAGGAGGUGGGUUUGGAUGAGAAAUUGUGUGACAGUAAUGGGCUUCAAGGGAUUUCAGUUGGCUUGGCAGGUAGUACGAUUUAUGUUCCUAGACGCAGGAGAGAUUUUGUUGGGAGGAGUAGGUUUGAGAAUGGCCUAGUACAGAAGUCUGCAGGGGAAUCUGAUAGUCAGGAGGAGGCGCUGGUUGAUAAUAUCCCUAAGGUAACUGCUGAAGAAUCUAGUGCUCAGGAUCAACUCUCUAAAGUUGAAGAGAAGGAAUCUGACAAAGAAAUCAAAGAAUCGAAUUCAGCAGCUCAGUUGCAGUUGGAAAAUGGGCAUUCUAAUCAGUCUCCAGUGAAAGAUGAUCAGCUGGUUGUUGUUAAACAAAGAAAUAGUAAUAGCAGAAAAAGGAAGUCCUCAGCAUCAAACAAGCGCUUGGGAAAAGAGGACAAGUCUUCAGGUGAUACUUCUGGUAGAAUUUCCAAGGUAUCACGAGAAGAUGAUGAGGAGAAUCUUGAAGCUAAUGCAGCAAGAAUGCUGUCUUCACGGUUUGAUCCAAAAUGCACCCAGUUUCCUUCAAAUUCUGUUACCCCUGGUUCACCAUCUGCCAGUAGAUUGCAUCCAUUAUCUUCGGUUAAGAAUUCAGUAAAUCCUCCGUCCGACUUGCAUAGUUCGAAAUGUGCCUCAGAUGACACUGAUGAUAGAAUGUUGCGACCAAGGAGACAGAAUGAUGAUGGGAAGGGUAAAGUUCGGAAAAGACGCCACUUUUAUGAAAUUUUGUUUUCAGAUGUGGAUUCACACUGGUUGUUAAACAAAAAGAUUAAAGUUUUCUGGCCUUUGGAUGAGAGUUGGUAUCAUGGGUUUGUGGAUGGUUUCGAUGGAGACAAGAACCUGCAUCAUGUAAAAUAUGAUGAUCGUGAUGAGGAGUGGAUCAACUUACAGGGUGAAAGAUUCAAAAUUUUGUUGUUCCCUACUGAAGUUCCUGGAAAAAACCAACGGAAAAGGCGCUGUUCAGUGUCCAAGUCUACUCAGAAAAUAAAAGGGAAUGAUACAUCCAGCAAAGACGAGGAGAAGCAGAAGGAAAAGCUAGAAGAUGAUAGCUGCAUGGAAUCAGAGCCAAUCAUCACAUGGUUGGCUCGGUCUAGGCAUCGGGACAAAUCUUCCACUGUUAAGGCUGUACAAAAACGGAAAAAAUCUGAAGUAAUGACAUCCAAUGAAACUGUGAAAAUGAAUGGGAAUGUUGUUAGAGACACUGUAGGACAGUUCACAGAUAGAUCUGCUAGUUCUCUUGCAUUAUGUGGAUUACCUGGACCAAGUGGAAAUGAGUUGGAAAGCUCUGGUUUUCGUAAUGGUAGCAUAUUUCCUAUUGUCUAUUGUAGGAGACGACUUCAUACAGCAAAAAAGGAAAUCUACAAGGGGUCAUAUGACAAUCAUGUUGAGGUUUUGAAGCAGUUUCAUAUAUCAAAAAGUCCGGAUCCUGAUGUAGAGUUUUUGCCUAUUGAUGAUUCUGGGGAUCUGGAGCUUUGUUGUCCGUGGAAUGACACAGAGCAAUUUGAGUUGUCCUUCAGCCUACAUGGUGUUUCCUUGAUGAGCUAUUUUCUUAUGGCGGAUGUUGACUGGCUUUCACGUGUUGCUCUUUUGCUUCGUCAUGGUACACUUGUGACUUUGUGGCCAAGGGUUUGUUUGGAAAUGGUUUUCCUGAAUAACCAAGAUGGGUUAAGGUAUCUAAUUUUUGAAGGCUCCUUAAUGGAAGUUGUUCAAUUGAUUUUCCGUAUCUUGAUGGUAGUAGAUCAUUCUAAUAAGCAAGGAGCACAAGGAGCGGAUGCUGACUUGCAGUUGCCAGUUUUCGCAAUUGGUCUCCAAGUUUCUUGCAUCCCAGGUUUCCAAAGGCAGCUUGCAUUUCAAUUCUACAGUUUCCAUGAAGUUAAACAUUCAAAGUGGUCAUACUUGGAACAGAAUGUCAGGAGGCAUUCUUUGCUAGUUAAGCAAGUAUCAAUUGCAGAGUGUACACACGAUAACAUGAAGGUCCUGCAGAAGGUUAUGCAGAAGAGAUCUAGGCAUGGAAUCAGGUCAGGCCUUGUAUCUAGAGGAUCGGAAAAUACGUCUCCAUUUGCACUUCCUUUUACUGCUCGGCCACCUACUCUGUUACUCAGUUUACACCUGAACAUGAUAAGGGAGCUGGGUCAUGAUUCAGCAGACUUCCUAGGAGCAGAACGCGAUUUGGUAACAGAUAGAGGUUGUGAUAUGGCAGAUUGCACAAAUGAACAUUCUGAAUCCUCUUUCAAGAGUAAGGGCCAGAGUGAUGAACCAAUUAUCACUUCUUCCAGAGCGCAAGAAGCGGAAGAGUCAAAAGAUCUUCAUACUUCGUCUCAAAGGCAGCAGCUGGGGUCUGAUUCUGAAAACUGGGUGUCAGUCAGUUCUUCUGUUGUCAGACAUAAGCAUGAAACCAGGUCUAAAGUUCCAGUGAAUGGGAUUAGUAUUCAAGUUCCAGUAUCUGAUCAUUGUGAGGAUGGUACUCCGCAGUCUAGUAAUCUGGCCUUGAAUAUUCAAGGUAACAUAUCAAGUCCAAAGGCCACUGCCCCUAGAAGUAUGUGGAGUCGAAGUAAAAGUUCUUUAAAUGGCCAUCUCUCACAUGGUUGGUCGGAUUCGAAGGGAGACUUUCUGCACACUAAUUUGGCAAAUGGACCUAAGAAGCGACGUACCCAAGUGUCUUAUUCAUUGCCUUCUGGAGGUUCUGAUUCUAGAAACAAAAGUUCUCUGCACAAGGGGCUUCCGAACAAAAGAAUUAGGAGGUCUACUACUGAUGUUUCCAGAGGUAUUCAGAAAGAUUUGGAGUCUAGUUUAUGUGAUGCCAAUAUAUUAGUCACUCUUGGUGACAGAGGCUGGAGAGAAUAUGGAGCUCAGAUUUUCUUGGAACCUUUUGAUAAUAAUGAAUGGAGACUUGCGGUGAAAAUCUCAGGGACAACAAAAUACUCACACAGGGCACAUCAGUUUCUGCAACCUGGGUCAGUGAAUAGGUUUACACAUGCUAUGAUGUGGAAAGGUGGAAAAGAUUGGACCCUGGAGUUCCCUGAUAGGGGACAGUGGUCCCUUUUUAAAGAGAUGCAUGAAGAGUGCUACAAUAGAAAUAGUCGGGCUGCUUUAGUUAGAAAUAUUCCUAUUCCUGGCAUCCGGAUGAUAGAAAGGGAAAAUUCUGAUGGAACAGAAACUGAAUAUAUUCGCAGUUCUUCUAAAUAUUUUCGGCAGACUGAAACUGAUGUUGAGAUGGCAUUAGAUCCUUCACGUGUUUUGUAUGACAUGGACAGCGAUGAUGAGCAGUGCCUUUUGAGAAUUCGUGAGUGUUCGGAUGCUGAGAAUAGUGGCUCUUGUGAGAUCACUGAGGACAUGUUUGAGAAGGCAAUGGACUUGUUUGAGAAGGCUUCGUAUGUAAAGCAGCGUGAUCACUUUACCUUAAUCGAAAUUCAAGAAUUGACGGCUGGAGUGGGAUCCUUGGAAGCAAUGGAAACAAUAUAUGAGCUUUGGAGAAUAAAGAGGCAGAGGAAGGGAAUGCCGUUAAUCAGGCAUCUUCAGCCACCUCUGUGGGAAAAAUAUCUAAAAGAGCUCAAAGACUGGGAGUUGGUUAUGAGCAAAGCAAACACUCCAAAUUCCUGUGGGUCACAGAAGAAACAGUCACCUAUUGAGAAGCCAGCAAUGUUUGCUUUCUGUUUUAAGCCUCGAGGUUUGGAAGUCAAACACAGGGGAACAAAACACAGGUCACAGAAGAAAAUCUCGGUUUAUGCUCAACAUAGUUCUACUUUGGGAGAUUAUGAUGUCUAUAAUUCAUCAGCAGGAAGAAGACCUGUUGGUUUUGCCUCUGGAGAUGAGAGGUUUUUAUAUUCAAAUCAAAGCUAUGAGAACGUGAAUGAAUAUCCUAUGCAUCCGGGAACAUAUUCCCCCCGUGACCUAGGCAUGGGAUAUUUCUCGAGCGGUGGAAAUGGAUAUCAUAGGAAUCACCAAAACAAGUUGCAAAGAGUCAAUGGGAAGAGGAAUACGAGUGAACGAUGGGAUGGAGGCUAUUCUGAAUGCCCCAGUUCCAAUCUUGUCUGUUACUCUAACGGAUCUCAGCGUCCUGAUCUGGAAGAAUUACAGAAUAGUACAGAUAUUGAUGAGUACAAAUUGCGAGAUGCAGCUGGUGCUGCAAGGCGAGCAUGCGCAUUGGCGAAGCUCAAGCGAGAAAGAGCAGAGAGUUUGAGGUACAAAGCAGAUCUAGCGAUCCAGAAAGCUGCAGCUGCUCUCAUGUGUGCAGAGGCAGUUAAAGCUUCUUCUGUGGACCUAAGCAACAAUGGGUUAGAAAGCUCAAGCGAAGGAUGAGUCGAUAGAUACCACUUUUGUUAGUCUGGGUUAUGUCACCUCCUGAGCAAAAGAAGAGAGAGAGGGAUUUGACGUGUCCUGUUCGUCACACGAGCUGGUCUUGACACGAAUUAAAGACGACGCAAAUGAGAUCCACUGUACAGAGAUUUGCCUCCCUCUGCUUUAAGUAAGCUAUAGUUUGAUGCAGCAAUAACACCGAAUCGGGACU